AUGGAGAUGUGUGUUCUGGGUCCUCGCCGGCACCGUCGCCUUUGCUGCGAUAGGUCUGUUCCUGUUUACGCCCGAAUCAUUCUGGGACCGCGCACCGACACCAAAAGCGACCUCGCGGCGGCCGAGUCUGAUGCGGCGGAUAUCCUCGCGGUUCGGGAAGCCCGUUUGGGACAUACCCAUACCCACCAGCCGGGCGAGCUCGCACCGGUGGCGGAGGCAACGCCCCAGAUAUCGCCUCUGUCCGGCGCAGCCUUGAGAGGUGACCCUAGGCCUCGCGUCGGAUUUGCCCCCGUCCUCACCAAGUUCCAGAUCCCCGAAGCUUACAUGUACCGCGAGCACCCGAGACCCCGCCACCCACAACCCUUAAUAACACCUCACUUACUUCCGCGACGGGGUUGGCAUCGCCCCCAACCGUCCGACGGCCCCGACCCGUCCCAGCAAGAUAAAUCGGACACUAGCAUAUUCUGGGCGGGCGAUACACCAGUAAACCCAACCUUGCAGGGCGAUGCAGGCCUCGACGUAGAAAAGCUACCGUCGCCGAGACUCAGCCUGGAACACUCCUCGGGAAGGCAGGGCGGCCCCCAAUCUAGGGCAAACCCGUACACGCAUCGACUGAGGGACGGGCCUCCACAAACUUUUAUCCAACAGCUGCGCCCGUUCCACGGACGCUUGAGCAAAGACGCGUGGUGGAAAGUGAUGCUGCGCCCCUUUGUUCUCUAUUCCUACCCAGCCAUCCUCUGGUCGGCAGCCGUGUAUUCGUGCUCGGUGGGAUGGCUCAUCGUCAUGUCGGAAUCGUUGGCCAUGAUUUAUCAGAACAAGGAAUCGUACAACUUCACGCCGCUCCAAACAGGACUCGUGUAUAUCUCCCCCUUUGUAGGAGGACUCUUUGGUACUGCCGUGGCCGGAAAGCUGUCCGACGUCAUCGUGCAGGCUAUGGCGGCGCGCAACGGCGGUCUCUACGAACCCGAGUUCCGCCUCGUCAUGGCCUUGCCCAUUGCAAUCUCUACGGUGCUUGGGCUCAUAGGAUUUGGCUGGUCAGCGGAGGAGAGAGACCACUGGAUGGUGCCGACGGCGUUUUUCGGCAUCAUCUCGUUUGGUUGCUCGCUCGGGUCCACCACGUCCAUCACGUUUUGCGUCGACAGCUACCGACAGUACGCUGGCGAGGCUUUGGUGACGCUCAAUUUCAGCAAGAACAUCCUUCACGGCCUCGUGUUCAGCCUUUUCUUCACGCAUUGGCUGUCUAGCGAUGGGUCGAAGAUGGUAUUUAUGUGGACGGGUAUUAUUCAUCUUGUAGUCAUGUUGACAACGAUUCCGCUGUUUAUCUACGGCAAACGGCUUCGCAUGUGGACGGUGCGGAAGAAUAUGCUGGAGAGGACUUUGAAGGGCUAG
This is a messenger RNA of Parascedosporium putredinis, 1389 nucleotides long. Lineage: Eukaryota; Fungi; Ascomycota; Sordariomycetes; Microascales; Microascaceae. The record is from the annotation of a GenBank genome assembly.